UUUUUUUAUUUUAAUUUACAAUUUUAUUUUAAAAUAUUAGAAGAAAAAAAGUAUAAGAAAUAAAAUAAAAGCGUUUAUGGAAACCAGUGAAAGCGGUAGUACAUCACCGGCAAGCCGAACACCACCACCAUCUGCACCAGAAGACGAUAUGAGCGGUGCUCCAACUGAUUUAAGUGCAGAGAUGAAACCAAAAGGUGAACUGAUGGAAUCACAGCAGAAAAUAAAAAAAUUGGUUCGCCGUAACGCAUCCGACAAAUUGAAAUUGAUCCAAAUGGUACAUGAUAAUCCAAUACUCUGGGAUUCACGCUUACCAAACUUCAAAGGUGCUGAAGAGGAGAAGAAUCGUGCUUGGGAACAGAUUGGUAAGCAUUUCAAUGCGCCCGGACGUAGAGUAGCGCGUGCAUUCAAGUCUUUGCGUGAAUCUUAUCGUCGCGAGUUAGCGCACGUCAAGAUCAUGGGCAACGGAUUUAAACCAAAAUGGAGCCUUUACGAAGCUAUGGAUUUCUUACGCGAUGUUAUCAGGGAACGAAAGAGCGAUCGGCCUACACCUCCUAACCACUCGCCAUCGAAGAUAAAGUGCCGCUCACCUCACUCGGUAGAGUUACAUGGAACGCAAGAAAAAAAAUUGAAGCAGAUUUCCCCAAAAAUAACAGAUCUAUUUGGACCACAGCACGAAACAGCGAAACUUUAUAAAGGUGGUUCACAUGCUACUGACCAAUCGGCCAUUGGCCUUAACUUGAGUGCAUUUUCGCAACAUAUCAACAACAACAACUAUAAUCUGAAUAACAACAACAAUAGCAAUAACAACAAUAACAAUAAUAAAUCCUCAAUGAAAUUGAAUGCAUUACACUCAUCACUACAUUCGUCAUUGCACUCAUCAUUUAAUGAUUCGGUGCUGAAUCUGUCAAAAUGUUCAACAUUAAAUAUGACUCAUGAUGAUUAUUAUUAUUUCGUAAAGCCAGAAUUGGAUGCAUCUGAACGUCACAAUAGUGGCGCACAGCAACCCAUACCUGCUCAUCAAAGUAACCAUACGCAACAACAACAACAUCUACAGCUAUUGAAGAGCGCUCAUCCCGUGCAUAAUGACAGUCGUGUCUCAUCUACACGCAAUGAUACCACACAAAACACAACAUUCGAUGAUAUGGAUGCCUCUUCGUUACGUAGUGGAGAUGAAGUUUCCAUACGCAAUACAGCAGCCAGUCAUCAAGGUUCUGAUGAGGUUGAAGAACUGGAGGCAAUUGAUGCUGAUUUUCCAUAUCCAUUAAUUUUAGACUCUAACUCACCUAGGAGCGCUGGCGCAAAUACUGUUAAACGUAGACGUAAGGAUAUGCAUGGCUCUGACGAUGCUGACGAGGAUGAUGAAUAUGAAGGUCAAAUGUUGCAGCAACAUCGUCAUUUGCGUCAACAAAGCAUGGGCAUGAAUGGUAUGGUUGGUAUGGAUAUGCCGCCACCGCAGACUGUACGGGAAGUUCUUAAUUCCAAAUUUUGUGGUUUCAUAUCAGCGAAGCUAAAUAGCAUGGAAGACACAGAGGCUGAUAAUUUAAUGAACAAAAUACUCAUGUUAUUAGUACAAACACAAAGUAAUGAUACGAAGUGAGAUUUUAAAUUUAUUUAAAUUAAUUACAUGUAAAUAUGUAUCUCAAUCAAUAUCAUGUAAAAAUUUAAUUUAAUGAAAUUGUAUCUGUAACACAAAAAAAA
Teleopsis dalmanni is the source of this 1698-nucleotide messenger RNA. RefSeq names its product homeobox protein 2 (gene Mes2). The record is from RefSeq and is a predicted model, not a curated record. NCBI's taxonomy places the organism in Eukaryota, Metazoa, Arthropoda, Insecta, Diptera, Diopsidae. The transcript has 4 exons. Gene Ontology annotation, biological process: regulation of transcription by RNA polymerase II. Bases 77 to 1597 code for a protein of 506 amino acids. Gene Ontology annotation, cellular component: nucleus; transcription regulator complex.